Messenger RNA from Aphidius gifuensis, 1342 nucleotides. RefSeq names its product DNA repair protein RAD51 homolog 3-like. Gene Ontology annotation, molecular function: four-way junction DNA binding; crossover junction DNA endonuclease activity; ATP binding. Gene Ontology annotation, cellular component: replication fork; Rad51B-Rad51C-Rad51D-XRCC2 complex; Rad51C-XRCC3 complex. The coding region runs from base 53 to 970 and encodes 305 amino acids. NCBI's taxonomy places the organism in Eukaryota, Metazoa, Arthropoda, Insecta, Hymenoptera, Braconidae. The record is from RefSeq and is a predicted model, not a curated record. The transcript is spliced from 7 exons. Gene Ontology annotation, biological process: reciprocal meiotic recombination; DNA repair; meiotic DNA recombinase assembly.
UCAAAAGUAAAAUAACAUUGUUUUUAUUUAUCUCUUCAAUAGUAAAUAAAAAAUGUUUAGACCAAUAGCAAGUUUAUUAAUAGAAAUUGAUUUAAUUAAAUUACUCGAAAAAAAUGGCUUUUUUUAUGUUGAAGAUAUUGAGAGUGCACCUGAUGCUGCAGCUAAAAUUGUUGAUCCAAAAAUAAUAAAAGAAUUAUUAAAACCUCCAGAAGCAUUAUUAGCAUUAAAGUAUUGGCAGACAGAAAUUGAGUGUGAACGUGUAAAAACAUUUAUUAAUAAAUUUGAUAAUUUGUUGAAUGGUGGAUUUCAAUGUGGAACAAUAAAUGAAAUUUGUGGACAACGAGGAUCAGGAAAAACACAAAUUUGUUUUCAGAUAUCACUGUCAGUUCAAUUGCCAAAAAAAUAUGGUGGUCUUGAGGGUAAAUCACUUUACAUUGACACUCGAAAUGGAUUUUCUACAAAACGUCUUCAAGAUAUGAUUAAAGGCUACAAUAAAUUACAUCCACAAUUAAAAUUGAAUGAGGAUCAAAUGCUUGAUAGAAUAUUAGUCAUGUCACCAGGAUCACCUGAAGAAUUAUGUUCAGAAUUAAAAAAUUUAAAUCAUAAUCUCGAGACAAGCUAUGGUUUACGACUUAUAAUUGUUGACAGUUUGACAUUUCCAAUAAUUUCAUCAGUUGGUGAACCAUUCCAGAGAAUCAAGUACUACACAAAUAUCAUUAAAGAUCUCCAGGCAAUUGCAAUGAAACACAAAAUUGCUGUUGUGAUGACAAGUGAAUUAUCAAAUCAAAUUGACAGUAAAGGAGAACAUUGUGUUGCCAGUAUUGCUGGAAUCACUGUGGCUCAUCGUGUUCACCGAAGACUCAUGCUAGCUCGAAUAAGAGACAAUAGAUUUGCAGCUAAAAUAAUUAAAUCAAAUGUUUUACCACAAACAAUAAUUCCAUUUGACGUAACAACUGAUGGUACAGUUUAAUGAUAAAUAAUGUGUUAAUUAUUCAUGUAUAUUUUUAAUAUUAAACAAUGACAAAAAAAGUGUCAGCAUAUAAACUUGAAAAAAAUAUUAAUGAUUUCUUUUUUUAAAUUAACAAUUUUCAAUAAGCAAUAUUUGCAAAUUCAAUUAUAUAUAUAUAUUUUAUUUAAAAUGCAAAUACGAGUAAAAAAAAUAUAUAUUGUGUAGAAAUAUUGUUCUUAAAAAUUCAUCAUAUAUUAUAAAUGUAUAUAUAUUUAAAAAAAAAACAUUAUUUUGAACAUGAAGCGAUACAUUUAAAAAUAGAUUAUUCUGGAAAAAGCUCGAGUUAAAAAAAAAAAACUGGCUUUCUGAUCUACAGAGCAGUGAUUAUAAAAA